AUGAUAUAACAAAACAGGAUUACCAAUUGUGACCUUAUGUAUUUUGGGUUGAACGAAAUUUGCCGGGCAACUCUAUACCAGGUUCUUUAUUUUGUUGGGCUAGAUCACUCUACCCCAACCAUUGCAUGUGCUUUGUCAAAUUUGGAGCCGGUUCUCACUUUCCUUCUAGCCAUCCCUUUCGGGCUGGAAAGUGUGGGAAUCGGGAAGAAAGCAGGGCAAGCCAAGGUUUUAGGGACAGUGGUGUGUGUGGGUGGAGCAAUGUUGUUGUCAUUUUAUCAUGGAAGUGUAGUCAUGGGAAGCAUCCAUUGGAAGUAUGCUAAUAAUAUGGGAAAAGGGAAUUCCAGCAGUACCACCAAUGACAAGAAGUUCAUGUGGGGGCCUUUUCUCCUCAUAGCAAUUAAGGCGAAAUUAGGCCUGAACUAUUCAGCUCCUUAUACAACCUCAGCAUUGAUAUGUUUGAUGGCCAGCAUCGAGUCUGGGAUUAUAGGCAUCAAUGUGGUACGUUAUCUAUCCACAUGGUCGCUGAGCCCCAUCAUCAGGGUCGUUUCAACUCUAUAUGCGGCAACAGUGUGUACUGCACUAGCAUUUUGCCUCAUCGCAUGGUGUGUCAAGAGAAAAGGUCCUCUGUAUGUCUCAGUGUUCAGUCCACUCUUGCUCAUUGUUGUGGCGAUUCUCAAUUGGAUGCUUCUACAAGAGAAAUUAUAUGUUGGAACCGUUGUAGGGUCAGUCUUGAUUGUCAAGGGACUAUAUACUGUUAUUUGGGGAAAGAAAAGAGAGAAAAGCGAUGAGCAAUGGCGGGGAUGAGAGAGAAGAGAAUCAAGAAGCGAAGGGCGACCAGGAAAUGCAGUGUUCUGAGCUUCCAAACGGAAGUCUUCAGACAAAACGCUUAGCGAAGAAGUUGGAUUGCAAAUUAGUGUUGCUUGAAAAUAUUGUAUGCCUUGCGAGGGGAAAGAAAUAGUACUAGCUAGUCUCUCUCUUCAUACGGAAAAAUUCUAAGAAUUAUUUCUUAAACAGUCCAAUCUGUU
Rhododendron vialii is the source of this 1025-nucleotide messenger RNA. Its product is annotated as WAT1-related protein At1g09380-like. Lineage: Eukaryota; Viridiplantae; Streptophyta; Magnoliopsida; Ericales; Ericaceae. Gene Ontology annotation, cellular component: plasma membrane. Bases 37 to 804 code for a protein of 255 amino acids. Gene Ontology annotation, molecular function: transmembrane transporter activity. The record is from RefSeq and is a predicted model, not a curated record. The transcript is spliced from 5 exons.